AUGAAUUUUCAAUUAUAUGACACUAAUGCAGGACAACCAAAAGUUACAAAUGUCACAACUGCAGAUCUUGUUGUUGUUUAUAUAUUAUUAUAUCCUUGCAGUUCUAGCACUUCUUGUACUCCAUAUACAACAACACUUCAGCCUGGAAAAUACAAAUUUGAAGUGUUCGGUGCUGGAGGUGGAGACUACGAAUCAACACCGAAUACUGGAGGAAAAGGAGGUGUUAGUACGGGGUAUUACAUAAAUAAUGUAUCUACUACAGCUUACUUUUUUAUUGGAGGGAAAGGAGUAGGUUCAAGUAAGGGAGGAUAUAACGGCGGCGGUUCUGGCGGUUAUGAUUCAAACAAUCCUAUUGGAUCUGGUGGUGGUGGUAGCAGUGAUAUCAGAAUAGGAUUAAAUUCUAAAGAGAAAAGAAUAAUUGUUGCAGGUGCUGGCGGUGGUGGGUGCUAUUCAGCAAAAGGAGGUGAUGCUGGCGGUUUGACAGGUAGCGAUGGUACUACUAAUAUCUAUGGCCAGGGAGGUACAGGAGGCAAUCAAGAAUCAGGAGGUACGGUUUAUUCAGGAAGCGGUGCAACAAAUGGAGAUUUAGGUCUUGGAGGCCAAGGAUCGUCUAAUCCGCAAGCAUGGGGUUCUGGGGGAGGUGGAAGCGGUUAUUAUGGCGGCGCAGGAGGGUCAUCAACACUAACUCAUAAUGAUGGUGGUGGCUAUUGUGGUGGUGGUGGUGGAGGUAGUGGCUACAUUGGAGGUGUUUGGAGUUCCCCAGAAUACGAUAUAGUGGCAGAAACUAAACCCGGGACUAAUAUGGGUAAUGGUUAUAUUAUUAUUUCUUUUUAUGGAUUUUUAUCCCCGAAGAAAAAACUUUGCAAUACCAUGAAGAAUAUAUGUGAGUUAAGGUCAAAUCUGUAUUACUAUCUAUCAUGUUUAAUAAUGAUCGAUGCCUCUUAA
Messenger RNA from Trichomonas vaginalis G3, 945 nucleotides. RefSeq names its product glycine-rich protein family. The record is from RefSeq and is a predicted model, not a curated record. Bases 1 to 945 code for a protein of 314 amino acids. Lineage: Eukaryota; Parabasalia; Trichomonadida; Trichomonadidae. The transcript has a single exon.